This is a messenger RNA of Drosophila kikkawai, 1123 nucleotides long. It is a transcript of the gene Rpi, whose product is annotated as Ribose-5-phosphate isomerase. Gene Ontology annotation, molecular function: ribose-5-phosphate isomerase activity. Gene Ontology annotation, cellular component: intracellular membrane-bounded organelle. Gene Ontology annotation, biological process: pentose-phosphate shunt, non-oxidative branch; D-ribose metabolic process. NCBI's taxonomy places the organism in Eukaryota, Metazoa, Arthropoda, Insecta, Diptera, Drosophilidae. The record is from RefSeq and is a predicted model, not a curated record.
AGAAUAAAACACAGAGUACAGUAGUUAACACCUUACACUUACCUGCAAUAAUUAUUUUUUGAAAUUAACGUUCCGUUGUCGCGCUUACGUUGCACAAACGUAACGGACGCAGCGGUGAGAAAUCCCUAGCGCAUCACCUCGUCUGCUCCUCAGAGCUUGAUCUCAAUGUCAAUUGAAGUUGGAAUUGAACGCCGAUUGCUAACCACAUGUUAUCGGAGCUUUUGCGUCGCAGCGUCCAGCGACCUCAGUUCCUCCUCAUCCAACAUCUGAGCGAAAGACUACUCUUAACCGGGGCAACCGCACUUUACUCACAAGCCCGCGACAAGAUGACUGACGACAUUGCCGUAGAUGCUGCCAAGAGGACGGCGGCUCGCACAGCCGUGGACCAGUGGGUGACCGAGGACACCAAGAUCCUGGGCAUCGGCAGCGGCUCCACCAUCGUGCAUGCCGUCCAGCGGAUUGCGGAACGCAGGUGGAAGGAGGGCGAGCUGGCGGAUCUCAUCUGUGUACCCUCGUCUUACCAGGCGCACCACCUGAUCUUGGACUACAACCUAAACCUGGGCGACCUGGACAGGAAUCCCAACAUAGAUGUAUCCAUCGACGGAGCCGACGAGGUGGACCGGAAAAUGGUGCUGAUCAAGGGCGGCGGCGGCUGUUUGCUGCAGGAAAAGGUGGUGGCCAACUGCGCCAAGCAUUUCAUUGUGGUGGCCGACUACACCAAGAACUCUGCCCGCCUGGGCGAGCAGUGGUGCCGGGGCAUACCCAUUGAGGUGGCCCCCAUGGCCUAUGUGCCAAUCAAGCUGCAGAUUGAGGCGCUCUUCGGAGGCGAGGCCUCGCUAAGGAUGGCCAAGGUCAAGGCUGGACCAAUUGUGACCGACAAUGGUAACUUCCUGAUGGACUGGAGGUUCAUUGCCAACCGGGAGUACGACUGGGCCGAGGUCAACACGGCCAUCACCAUGAUACCCGGCGUCCUGGAGACGGGUUUGUUUGUGAAUAUGGCCCACAAGUGUUACUUUGGCAUGGCCGAUGGCACGGUCAAGGUCCAGAAUAGGUAGACUGGCACUUAUUCUCCUUUUUCCUUAUAUAUCUAUUACGUUUUCCUGAAUAAAGUUGUGAGCAGUCA